Molecule: messenger RNA, 1215 nt
Organism: Aspergillus japonicus CBS 114.51
Lineage: Eukaryota; Fungi; Ascomycota; Eurotiomycetes; Eurotiales; Aspergillaceae
Exons: 3
Coding region: 1-1215 (404 amino acids)
Source: RefSeq, a predicted model, not a curated record
AUGGAUCAUCGCACUAGAGAACGCGACGAAGAGGCCAAGAAACGUCACGAGGAGGAGGAGGAGGAGGCCAAGAAGCGUCAUAUCCAGAGCCUCUGCGAUGCUUGCCGUGAGUUCCAGCGGAAUCAAGGCACACAGAAGCUGCAGACCACAAAGCAAUCCAAUAAUCCCCAGCAGUCCCCGAUCUCUGAGAGCACCGAUACCACAAUCUCGAAUGCCCAACAAUCCACAGAGGACUCUAGUCUCCAGGCGCAGGAGUUUCAGGGGGAUCAAUGCACACAGAAGCGACAGACCACAAAGCAAUUCAAUGAUUCCCAGCAGCCUCGAGAACCUCAUAGACCUCAGAUGCCUCAUCCUUCUGAGCGCGUUAUUAUCACAGCUCCUGUGAUUCAACGAUCCAGGGAGAGCUCUGCAGUCCAGACUCAAGAGGCCCAAAGGGAUCAAUGCGCACCGAAGCUACAGACCACAAAGAAGCCCGAUGAAGCCCACCAGCCCCAGACUUCCGAGAGCACUAGUACCACAACUCCUUCCACGGAAAGGGAAGGGAGGCUAGGCUACGAACACAUGAAAAAAUAUCCAUACAUCCAGCGUUUCACCUUCGAUCAACAAGGCAGCAGGCUCUGGGUCGUACGCAAGGUCUUCUCCGGGCCCAGGCGCUUUAUCGCAUUGGAGGCAGAUGUCUUAGGCCAGCCCAUCCCGGAACCAUAUCAAAGGGAGAUUUGUCUGGCCUGUAUCCAGCACCCCCAAUGUGACAGAAUCGACGACUUCGGUCUCAAGGCUCUCGACAUGUCCCGCCACGGGAAGAAGCUCGCGGUGAAGUGCGACUGGUCUCGUAUGCCCACUCAUCACAAGCCGGUCCCAGUGGGUCUACAGGGAUUGACCGGCACCUCCGGCUCAAACUGGAUCUGUGGGAUGGAAGCGCUGAAGACCGAGGAAAUCCUAGAUUUCGUGGUGCCGAUCCUAGGGGACGAUACUCCCCCCACAAUCCAUGUGCUGGCCAUGCAGCUGGCGGCCGAGCGGGCCUUAAACCCCCCUCCCCCUGCCGAUGACUCUAAGAAAGCGACUGCGGUCGUCACGGAGAAGGAGAUACCACUGGAAUCCAAGCAUCAAGUCCAACAACGCAAGAAGUUCCCUGCACUCCGUAACUUGGUUGCCGUGGGGGCCUGUCUGCUGCCGAUGUUCUGGUGGCAGCGCUACAAGAAGAGUCGGCAGCUCUGA